This is a messenger RNA of Dentiscutata erythropus, 393 nucleotides long. The record is from the annotation of a GenBank genome assembly. NCBI's taxonomy places the organism in Eukaryota, Fungi, Glomeromycota, Glomeromycetes, Diversisporales, Gigasporaceae.
AUGACUCAACGACCGUCAAGGAUUUCUAGGUCCUCUGGUAACAUUUCCUUUAAUAAUCCAUCCGCACCUGGCAUUCACAAUUUUCGUAUUGGGCUUUCUGAGUCCACAGAACAACAACAGAACCCUCUUCGGGCUGCCUUUUUGGAAAAUCAAAUUUCUUGCUUGGCAUUGCAGCAUUAUUCUGUUAUUCAGGAACUCCAUUCUCGGCUUUCUUCUCUUACUCAAGAAAACGAUAAUCUUCGUUCUGAAGUUGCCGCAUUAAAAGAUCAAAUGAAAAUCAAAGAGGAACAUAUGAAAAUCCAAGAAGUUGCCCUCUCUAUUUCAAAUAAAGAAUUUUUUGAAUAUUUUUUUCCUGAUGGCCAAUUUUCUGUAAAUGGAAAUGGUCAAUCUUGA